AUGUCCUGGUUUUCAAGGAAAAGCACCCCUCAAAUCCAGACAUCGGACCCCAGACUACCCCCCGAAUUGGAACGGUACAUUUUCGAGAUGUAUGCACUCGAAUAUGCCGACCCGGAGCGCAUCCUGCAGCUCCUUCCCGUCUGCCAUCGGGUACGAGUUCAGCUCGAACCAGCACUCUGCCGCACACGCAUAUUCAACGACGGAUCCGAUGAGCAGAGACUUCCCACCUGCGAGAUAGAUGUGAUUGACCGUCUGUCUACUGCCUAUCCAGGCGCCCUCCAGAACAUUGUGAAGAACAUCAUGCUGAUCGGCGAAAGGCGAGAUACUGUGGAGCGGAUGCUGAGGAGCUGCAAUGGGGCAGAGAAUGUGUUCCUCGCUGGAUGCGCCACUCGUGGGCUUGAUCUAUCGCUAAUUUCGCCGUCCCUCCGGCAUUUUCAUUGUACUGCGGAGACCUUGGAACUGCUCAAUUGGAAACCAGAAGCUCUGACGCAUCUCGAACUGUUCAACAUUGACGGUCAUUCCCACGGCCGCGUACCUCAGACCCUUCUCCGCCUGCUGAGCAGAAAGCACUUUCCACGUCUGGCACAUCUUGCCAUAAGCGCCACGUCUGUAAUCCGCUACCAGCCCGAGGUCAUUCCGCACUUGCAAAACCUGGAGAGCAUCUUCAUCAGACUAGUUCUGGUCUCUGUUUCUGAUUACGUCGAAGACUGGCAAGAUGGGGUGUUGACUGCGAACGACUUCUGGGCAAGGGCAGCACGAAGAAUCGCGAAUCGAUUAUCCGGCGCAGUGGAU
Mycena citricolor is the source of this 792-nucleotide messenger RNA. The record is from the annotation of a GenBank genome assembly. Lineage: Eukaryota; Fungi; Basidiomycota; Agaricomycetes; Agaricales; Mycenaceae.